This is a messenger RNA of Mesocestoides corti, 498 nucleotides long. NCBI's taxonomy places the organism in Eukaryota, Metazoa, Platyhelminthes, Cestoda, Cyclophyllidea, Mesocestoididae. The record is from the annotation of a GenBank genome assembly.
AUGAAGGUGACUUGGCUAUUCAAGGUGCUAAUCUGCUUGUGCCUCCUCCUUGUUCAAAUUGAGGCAGGCUGCUUUAGCUGGCGCAGGCGCAAAACCAAAUCCAACAUUCUGAGAGCUGCCCUAGCCGCUGUGUUUGACGCCCAUCGACAGGAGCCCGCAGGGAACAGCGAGGACCUCCAGCAAGGCCCUCCAGUUUCAUCGCCGACCGAGGUGGUAGAGCGAAGUGUCGAGACAGACGACUGCACCGGAGGCGAUGGCGAUUGUGAGGAAGGGACUCCGCGACAUGCUGCUCUGCGUCUCCUCUCACGUGUUCUAAGUGACCUUCUGGAACGUCCGCAGCCAUCCAGACAGGACAUCUUUGAUUUCAGGGUGACUAUUGAAUGGACUACCGCGCCUGUUCUUGACUAUGACAUGAAAAGCAGACGCCAAAAUCAACAACUUGGGGCUCUGCUUCUCAUUGCACUUUCCCCAUAUUUGGCAACUUACAAUGGGGAGUAA